Fusarium subglutinans is the source of this 1380-nucleotide messenger RNA. Its product is annotated as tartrate transporter. NCBI's taxonomy places the organism in Eukaryota, Fungi, Ascomycota, Sordariomycetes, Hypocreales, Nectriaceae. Bases 1 to 1380 code for a protein of 459 amino acids. The record is from RefSeq and is a predicted model, not a curated record. Gene Ontology annotation, molecular function: transmembrane transporter activity. Gene Ontology annotation, biological process: transmembrane transport. The transcript has 7 exons. Gene Ontology annotation, cellular component: membrane.
AUGACGUCUUCUGAUAUUUCUCCUAAAGGCCACAUCGGCUCUCAAGGCUUUGAUGAGAAGACUCAUGAGCUUCCCGACUCUUCGUCCGGAGAGCCGCCCAUCAAACAACACUACAAUACCGUCACCCGCGGAGAAUCUGUCCCGUCCUCUGACGAUAUAAACGACAAUAUUGUCGGUUAUGAUGGAAGGCUUAUGGGAGCGCGGACUAGGUUGAGUAGCCAGCAGGAGAAGAAAUUACUGCGACGAAUUGACUGGCAUCUCAUUCCUUUGCUUUCGGUCAUGUACAUGGUCAAAUCAAUUGAUGCUUCCAACGUUUCGAAUGCUCGAAUCAUGGAUCGCGGAACGCCGAGGAAUAUCAUGACGGAGCUGAACAUCUCGGCUGAUGACUACAACUUUGUCACAAUGGCGUACUAUAUCCCGUAUAUCUUGGCGGAGACACCUUCCAACCUGCUGGUCAAGCGCCUCAAGCCAUCAGUUUGGCAAGCAAGAAUCAUGAUAUCCUGGGGUAUUGUUCUCGUCUGUCACGCUGCAGUAAAGAAUGCCGCCGGCUUGUAUACAGUCCGCGCUUUUCUUGGCCUCUUCGAGGCUGGACUCUGGCCUGGUAUGCUUCUCCAGUUAUGCUACUGGUACCGUCCUGAUGAAAUGGCAUCGCGUAUUGUUCUUGUUACUAUCCUUGGUAACUUUAGUGCUGUUGUUAGCGGUGUCCUCGCCUUUGCAUUCAACGGUGUUCAUGCACAGGGCUUGUCAGGCUGGAAAUGGCUUAUCUUAACGGAGGGAGUAUUCACUAUUCUUCUGGGUAUUUUCGCAUACGUCUUCAUGCCUGAUUUCCCGGAUACAGCUCGCUGGAUGACCGAGGAAGAGAAAGCUUUUGUCCAAGCUCGACUCCCCAUCAACGCCCCUAGAGCCGCCGAGAAAGAUUUUGACUGGAAAGAGUUCCGGAACACUCUGAAAGAUCACAAACUCUGGCUAUUUCUUCUUUGCUGGGCAUUUUAUACCAUCGGAACAACGGGGCUCAACUUCUAUCAACCGACAGUUAUCGCAAAUCUCGGCUUCACGUAUACAAUGAUGUGGCCAUGGAGAGUCCAAACAACAGACGGAGCCACCGGUUCAGCGUUUGCCAUUGCAUUUGCGAAUAGUUAUGGCCAGAUUGGAGGCGCUGUUGGAUCGCAGCUGUUUAAUUCGCGCUUCGCACCCAGAUACACCACGUCGUUUGGGAUCGCGAUGGGAUUCAUUGGUAUGGCUAUUAUCAUGAACGUGAUCACUUGGUCGUUUACUUGGAAAGUGGAUGUUGCGACGAGACGGCUCAAGAGGGCGAGGGAUGCUGCUGCGAAGAGGAAUGAGGCUAUUCUGGAUGAUGUUGAUAUCCAUGCCAAAACUUAG